Molecule: messenger RNA, 618 nt
Organism: Diachasma alloeum
Lineage: Eukaryota; Metazoa; Arthropoda; Insecta; Hymenoptera; Braconidae
Exons: 1
Coding region: 1-618 (205 amino acids)
Cellular component (GO): nucleus
Molecular function (GO): DNA binding
Source: RefSeq, a predicted model, not a curated record
AUGGACGAAACAGGGAUUAAUGUUGUGCCUGACCCAGUCAAGAUCAUUACAGAAAAAGGACAGAAGAGAGUGGGUGUGUUAGCGAGUGGAGAACGAGGAAAGAACGUGACAGUCGUAUGUGCUGCUAGUGCUUCUGGAGAGUACAUCCUCCCAAUGUUCAUUUUCCCUCGUCAACGUAUGGCCCCAAGUUUGCAGAAUGGUGGAUCUACUGGUGCAGUCUACCAUUGUUCAUCCAAUGGUUGGACCAAUGCAGCCUUAUUUCUCACCUGGUUAGAGCAUUUUGUCUCUCACAAACAUUGUUCCAAAGAAGAUCCAGUGCUCGUCACACUCGACAAUCAUGACAGCCAUGGCUCUCUUGCUGCGUUUGACUACUGUCGAGACAAUGGUAUUUUUUUGCUGUCACUGCCACCUUAUACAUCUCAUCGCACUCAGCCACUCGACGUUAGCUUUUUCGGUCUACUCGAGGGUGCGUUGAAGAAGCACACUAGUGAGACCUUGAAAAAUUCAGUGGGCAAAAAAGUCACAUUUUAUGAGCUGGCUGCGAUUUUCAAUAAGGCGUAUGUUAAUGUGGCCUCCAUGCAAAAUGCUAUUUCAGGAUUUGAAGCUACGGAUAUAUAG